CGACAGUCAAGUUUUGUUUUCGUACGCUAAUUCUCCAAUUAGCGAAAGUUUAUAUUCUUAUAAGAAAAAUAAAGUUUUUAACAUACAGGAAUUUUGUUGUUUUUAAUCAUCAUCAGCAUUCACCCAGCGCGGAUUUACAAUAACAAAUUUAAAUAUUUUCUCAACUUCCGCUUUACCCACACCACACCGCAGUGAACUGAAGUGCUUUUGAUAAAUCAACGUAAAGUAAAAUGUCGCAACCUGUUGCAUUCCUUACACGCAAAGAAACAUUCAGCGCUUGCCAUCGUUUACACAGCCCACAUCUAAGUGACGCCGAAAAUGCUGAAGUGUUUGGGAAGUGUAAUCAUAUAAACGGACAUGGGCACAAUUACACAGUUGAGGUAACAGUGCGUGGACCUAUUGACAUACGCACAGGGAUGGUAAUGAAUAUUACUGAAUUGAAGACUGCGUUAGACAGAGUUGUGUUCAAGGAUUUGGAUCAUAAAAAUUUGGACUUGGAUGUAGAUUUCUUCAAAAAAACUCCCAGUACUACGGAGAAUGUCUGUGUUUACAUUUGGGAUAAUGUGCGACAACAUUUGAAACGUCCAGAACUUUUGUACGAAGUAAAGAUCUAUGAAACUGAUAAAAAUUCAGUUAGUUAUCGUGGGCCAUACAAUCAUAAUGGCUAUUACCAAAGCAUGCAAAUGAAACGCUCAGCUAAAACUUCUUGUACUAACAUCUCUUCUGAUUCUGACUAAUGCUGCCUGGAGACCACAAGACUCGAAUUGAAUUGUGAAUAUGAAUUUAAUUAAUGUUAGUUAAGGAGAAAUACAAUACUAAAAAAUAAAAUUAAAUAAAAUCUAGUAUUUUUAUAAUUUCAUUUAAUUUUCUACUAUCUACCUAACUAUCAACAAUGAGUUCCUUUGUUUUGCCGUGUAAGUGCAAUAUAAUUGAUUAUACUCUGCUAUAGCUUCAGUUUCAGAUUUAAUACUAUUAUUUUCUUACGUACGUAUACUCAAUUUAUAUUCGAUCAAGAUGACUAUUAAUUCAUAUAAUCAAAGAUUGCUGAUCGAUGAUUUUAAUCUAUAAUAAUGCGCUGUAAUAUGAGCUCUAGUGGUUAUUGAUAUAUGAUUAAGAAAUAUAAGUAGGAUGUAGAACAUUAUAAUUUCUUAUAUAACAGAGGAGUUAUUUGUAAAAAAAAGUAUUUUUAUGUAUCAUAUUUGGUAUCGGAUUCCACAUCUUCUGUGAAUAGUGUCAUGGGAUUCUAUCCGGCCAAAGGCGGAAAUACUUUUUUCGAUUAAGCUCCAGUUUUAGCUGCAUUAGCAAAACAAUAAAAGCAAAGCUUUUAAAUAAAUGUGUUGAUACCAAAUUA
Molecule: messenger RNA, 1351 nt
Organism: Bactrocera tryoni
Lineage: Eukaryota; Metazoa; Arthropoda; Insecta; Diptera; Tephritidae
Gene: purple
Product: 6-pyruvoyl tetrahydrobiopterin synthase
Exons: 5
Coding region: 231-737 (168 amino acids)
Biological process (GO): tetrahydrobiopterin biosynthetic process
Cellular component (GO): mitochondrion
Molecular function (GO): 6-pyruvoyltetrahydropterin synthase activity
Source: RefSeq, a predicted model, not a curated record